UUUUAAAGAUUUAUCGAAUCUAAAACUAUGUACGAAAUGGAGAAAAGCGAUAAUUUUAAAAUAUUAACAGAUUUAACACAUUUUUUCUUGGACCAUAGAUCAGCAUGCUACACAUUUGUAAACACUAAAACUGUGAAAAAUAUACUUGACCUGAAAUUGCACAUAUCGAAAAUGUUGAAUAUAUCCAAUUUUUAUUUACAAUUUAAAGAACAUUAUUUACCAGAGACUGAAGAUAUACAAUUACUAAAAGAAGGUGACGUUAUUCGCGUGAUUAAAAUGGAAGAUCAGCAAAGAUCAUCAAACCAAAAUGAGUUCAAUCCAACAGCAAACAGCACUUUAUUGCAUGCGAAAGAGCAGUUUAAUGGAAGCCAAGAUUUCCAAGAGAAAAUAUCAUAUUUUGAAAGAAAAACUCAUACAGAUGUCCAUAGCGAUGAUCUUACAGAUGACAAAACGUUUAAAAGCAAAUUGAACAAGGUCUUGGAUAAGCAAAUAACGAAAUGUAAAGAACAAAUUAAAAUGUCUACAAGCUACAACACUCCUAUUAAUAGGUUUAAAUUGCAAUGUGUUAAACCCAGAAACUUUAAGAGCUCUUACUCUACUAUUUUUAAAAAUGAUGGACCUCAAUACAGUUCUUCACUUCGACUCUAUGAUGUUACCAUUGAAAAACCAAGUAGUAGCCUUCCGAAAAGAAUGUGUACUUCUCUAACCAUAUCCAAGUUAGAAAACAAAGAACUAUAAAUUCAUUUAGUGCUUUAAUGUUUAUUGAAAUAUAAUGCUAGUAUUAUAUUGUUAUUG
Messenger RNA from Nicrophorus vespilloides, 795 nucleotides. RefSeq lists its product as uncharacterized. The record is from RefSeq and is a predicted model, not a curated record. NCBI's taxonomy places the organism in Eukaryota, Metazoa, Arthropoda, Insecta, Coleoptera, Silphidae. Bases 28 to 738 code for a protein of 236 amino acids. The transcript has 2 exons.